GGCGGUGAAGCUGAGUGCAGCGAGCCAAGAAUGCGCGCAAGGCUCCAGGGCCUCAACCACAGGACCACGAGUCCACGACCGGCGUCGAGGCCGUCUACGCGGACCGUGCAUUUCGGGUGAAGCACCCAUUGCCGGACACAUAACUCUUAGACACAUUGUGCUCCCGAGUCGAUCACUCGGCCUGUGUUCCUAUUUUUCAAUUUUCCGGCGUUUUAGACGCGAACAGCGGUGCGUAGUGACGGUGCCAACUAACAACUACCGGCCUAUUCAUUAUUCACUCAUUGCCACUGUCCCUGCCGCUGCCGCUGGCCCCGUCGACCUUGACGUGAACCACUUCAAUCUUGCGCCAGAACGGCUUGUCGACUCGGCUCGGCUUCGGACAAGCAACGAACGAACCAUUGUGCUUCACUCCCGAUUUGUUGUCGACCACUUUUUGGAUCAUGGUUGUUCGCCGCCGCUAGCCUGCGCCAUGUCUGCAGUUUCCCUCGACGUGCCGCGACCCGGUCAGUUCGGCCGAGCCAAGAGCGCAGCCCAGGUCCCGCGGACCGCCGCUCUUGCAAUGUCGGCUGCGUCGUCUCCUGCACGCCAUCCCGGCUCCUUCUCGCGCCAGACGACCCAGGCGGUAUCGCAACUACAGGCCCAGUACGCCGAGGCAUCGGCGUCUGCAUCGGCGGCGCAUCAAAACGGUCCCAUGCGCUCCGCGUCUCCCGCCUUCGCUCCCCCGAAGCCCGGGCCGCCGCUUCCCAACGGGAGGCAAAGGGCCGCAUCGCCUGGUCCUUCCUCGCGACGACCCUCGAGCGCGCCGGGAGACAGAGAGGUUAUUUCCGACAGCGGACAUACCGACGAGAGCGACCACGUCGCCGUCGCGCGACCCGCUAAACCGCCACUGCUCCGCUCCAAGAGCGAGCACGCCGUGCGCCACGAUGCGACCGGUUCCGAUCCCGAUGAGGAAUACUACGACUUGGGUGCUCGGCAUGGCUUUGAGGAUCAUUAUCUGUCCGAGGACAUCAUCGCCCAGCUUGCGAACAACUGGUACAUGUAUUUCACCGACAAGCGGCACGAAACAACAGGCAAGCCGAAGACGCCUGCGUUUGAACUUCAGGACUGGCGAAUGCGUGAUCGACUUAAGACGGUCUCAGCAGCCAUCGCCGUAUGCCUGAACAUCGGUGUUGAGCCCCCUGACCAAUUGCGCACAACGCCCGGCGCAAAGCUCGAGGCCUGGCAAGACCCCACUGUCCCCCCGGUGGGCAAGGCGCUCGAGAAUAUCGGCAAGUCGCUUCAGACGCAGUAUGAGACUUUGGCCUUCCGAACCCGCUACAAGCAGUACCUGGACCCGUCCAUCGAGGAAACCAAGAAAUUCUGCAUAUCUCUGCGCCGGAAUGCGAAGGACGAGCGGGUGCUCUUCCAUUACAAUGGCCACGGAGUCCCGAAGCCGACUGCUUCCGGCGAGAUCUGGGUUUUCAACAAAAACUACACCCAGUACAUUCCCGUGUCGCUAUACGAUCUUCAGCACUGGCUGCAGGCGCCCACCAUCUUUGUGUGGGACUGCUCCGAGGCGGGCAAUAUCCUCAAGAACUACCACAAGUUUGUCGAGAAGCAUGAGCAGGAGGAAGAAGAGCAGACCGUCAGGGAUCCCAACCACGAGAAGCUGAACUACCGCCCUUACAUCCAUCUCGCGGCUUGCGACUCCAAGGAGAACCUCCCGACGAAUCCUCUUCUCCCGGCGGAUCUCUUUACCUGUUGCUUGACCACACCGAUCGAGAUGGCCCUGUGGUUCUUCGUUCUGCAGAAUCCGCUGAAGACCGACAUCACGCCCGAGAGAGCGAGGAAGCUUCCCGGGAAGCUCCAGGAACGACGGACGCCCCUGGGAGAGCUAAAUUGGAUUUUCACGGCCAUUACCGACACCAUCGCCUGGACGACUCUGCCCCGACCUUUAUUCCGGAAGUUCUUCCGUCAGGACCUGAUGGUGGCCGCCCUGUUCCGCAACUUCCUCCUUGCUCAGCGUAUCAUGCCCGUCUACGGCUGCAGACCCCAGUCCUACCCUGAGCUGCCAGAUACCCGCCGGCACCCGCUCUGGGAGAGCUGGGACCUCGCCGUUGACAUGGCAUUAGCGCAGCUCCCCAUGCUGGAGAGGAAGGAAACCGAGGGCAUCCCGUACGAAUACGUCAACUCGACCUUCUUCACCGAACAGCUCACGGCUUUCGAGAUCUACUUGACUAGAGGCGACGCAGUCUCGCAAAAGCCCCCUGAGCAGCUCCCCGUGGUCCUCCAAGUCCUCCUCAGCCAGCAACAUCGGCUCCGGGCCUUGAUCCUUUUGGGCAGAUUCCUUGACCUCGGGCCAUGGGCGGUGCAGCUAGCAUUGAGUAUAGGCAUCUUCCCUUAUGUGCUGAAGCUGCUGCAAUCGGCUGCACAAGAGCUCAAGCCGGUCAUGGUUUUCAUCUGGACCCGUAUCCUCGCCGUUGACAUCUCCUGCCAACAGGACCUGAUCAAGGACAACGGCUACACCUAUUUCGCUGCCAUCAUGAAGCCGCAAGAGACCUUCCCCGUCGUCGGCGUCGUGGUUCUGGACGAGCACAAGGCCAUGUGCGCCUUCAUCCUCGCGAUGCUGUGCAAGGGCUUCAAGCCUGGUCAGAUCGUCUGCAACUCGACCGACAUCAUGACCUACUGCCUGCAUCAUAUUGAGCAUCCCGAGAACCCCCUGCUCCGGCAAUGGUCGUGCCUCUGCAUCAGCCAGCUCUGGCAGAAUCUCGCGGAUGCGAAGUGGCGAGGCAUCCGGGAGAACGCGCAUCACAAGCUCUCCUACCUGAUCAAGGACCCGUGCCCCGAAGUUCGCGCCGCCAUGGCGCACGCCAUGACCACCUUCCUCGGCAUUCCCGAUCUCACCGAUGAGGUGGCCAGAAUCGAAGAGGGCAUCGCCUGGGCCAUGCUUGAGCUCGCCACAGACGGGAGCCCGAUCGUCCGGAAGGAGCUCCUCGUCUUUUUCUCGCAUUUCGUGCUCCGCUACGAGAGCAAGUUCUUGGUCGCAGCCUACGAGCAGCUCUUGGAGGAGAGGGAGUACCAACUCUUCCCCCCGCCAGAGGAUGGCCUGGACCACAAGAUGGGAUUGCACUAUGCGAGGCGCGAGAACCGCGAGAGAGAUGGCACCAUCAAGCCUACUGCGUUCGGUGUGGCGCACGACUCCGUGUUUGCAGCAUGCCUGAAGCACAUCAACAUCUUGAGCGUGGAUCCGCAUCCUGAGGUGCAGAGGGACGCCACCAUCAUCCUGGACUAUAUCCACCACGCACUGCUGCACUCUCCUCUUGGUCCACGGGCGCAGAAUCUCAUGGACGAGAUCCUCCGACGCGCUAGAAAAGUGUCGAGGGGUGACAUGAGCCAAAGGACCAGCGUGGCUGGUACGCGCACUGCAGUGGCUCAGCCGAUGCCAUCGCCAGGCCUCCUGAAGCGGACCGCAAGUUAUCUCUUCGGGCCGCUGGCGCUGAUGGGCGUGCUGGACGGUUCCUCCAGUGCGCCCACCCCUCCGGCUACUCCCGGGUUGCACCGGACAUUCUCUCAACGGAGUCGCAGAGGCCCCGGUCUUGAGGACGCUCCCCCGGAGCAGCACGACCAGGCCGCACCUCCGUCGAACUACCAUAUCGCAAAUGAGCCGCUGUGCGCCGGCUACAAAGAACGCCAGCUGAAGGAAGUGCCCACCCUUCCCUUGGUGAGCACCUUCUUGGACUGGUCGACCGAGUACUUCCGGGAGCCUCAGAUGAAGGCGCCCGAAGCCGAAGAGCCCGGCAGCAACGAAUAUAAUGAACGGCUGUGGCGGCGGGGCCGGAACGAAGCCAUCCUCAGAGAGACGCAGCCGCAGAAAACCCAUGCUAGGACGCACAAGUGGAACAGCCAGGCCGGCGUGAUCAUCACUGGCUCCCAGCCGUCAAAGAUGACUUUCCACCAAUUCGAAAACCACGUCGCUGUGGCGGACGACGGUAACACCGUGACAGUCUGGGAUUGGAAGAACAACACCCGGAAGAGCCGCUUCUCCAACGGCAACCCGGAGGGGUCCAAGAUCUCCGACAUGAGGUUCAUCAACGAGGAUGACCAGGCCCUCCUCAUGACGGGUUCCUCAGACGGCGUGAUUCGCGUCUAUCACAACUACGACAGCGACACGGACGUGGAACUCGCGUCCUCGUGGCGCGCGCUCACCCACAUGGUCCCCUCCAACGUCAACUCCGGCAUGGUCUUCGACUGGCAACAGGUCAACGGUCAGGUGCUGGUGGCCGGCGACGAGCGAGUCAUACGGAUCUGGAACGCGGGCCACGAGAUGUGCACCCACGAGAUCCCCGCGCGGUCGGGCUCCUGCGUGACGUCGCUGACGUCGGACCAGAUGACGGGCAACAUCUUUGUCGCCGGGUUCGGCGACGGCGCCAUCCGCGUCUUCGACACUCGCCUGCGGCCACAGGAGAGCAUGGUCCGCAAGUGGAAGGACGAGAGCAGACAGUGGGUGCGCUCGGUGCACAUGCAGCGCGGCGGCCAGCGCGAGCUCCUCUCCGCUAGCCGCAACGGCAAGGUCCACCUCUGGGACAUCCGCAUGGACCAGCCCCUGAAGACGUUCCAGACGACCAAGGACGUGCUGCGCACUGCAAGCACCCACGAGCAUCUCCCCGUGUUUGCAAUGUAAGUGGCUUGUCUCUCACCCCGCCCCUUUUUUCCCGUCACCCCUCCCCCAACAGACCGAAGGCUGACCAUGUUACUUCCUUCCGUCUACAGCGGCACCUCCGCCCACCUGGUCAAGAUCUUCGACUUCGACGGGCGCG
Thermothielavioides terrestris NRRL 8126 is the source of this 4796-nucleotide messenger RNA. RefSeq lists its product as uncharacterized. The record is from RefSeq and is a predicted model, not a curated record. Gene Ontology annotation, cellular component: cytoplasm; TORC1 complex. Gene Ontology annotation, biological process: TOR signaling; regulation of autophagy; cellular response to starvation. The coding region runs from base 470 to 4660 and encodes 1396 amino acids. Gene Ontology annotation, molecular function: protein binding; protein-macromolecule adaptor activity. The transcript has 3 exons. NCBI's taxonomy places the organism in Eukaryota, Fungi, Ascomycota, Sordariomycetes, Sordariales, Chaetomiaceae.